Molecule: messenger RNA, 3411 nt
Organism: Owenia fusiformis
Lineage: Eukaryota; Metazoa; Annelida; Polychaeta; Sabellida; Oweniidae
Source: the annotation of a GenBank genome assembly
GAUAGACCUUAUACGAAACGCAUGUUAUAACAUUCACCAUCUGCGAGAUCAAAAUGGAGGACACUAAAUACUUCAAAUUUAGUACUAAAUCGCAGUAUAUAUAGUGGAUGUUUUAUUUAUAUAUUAGCUACAUAUGAUACAAACAGAUAUAUAUGGAAACAGUCUAAAGAAAAUGGAUCUAGAAAUAUAUAACAACACUCCAUAUUUGGACAUCAUGGCGAAUUAAUCGUGCAUCUAAAAACCAGAAGUUGGAUUUAAAAAAAUCGGCACAAUGUCUUGGAAUUAUAGAACCAAUUAUAGUAGUGGGUAUGUAGUGGAAUAUGUUCCCCUUAACGCUACCCCCUGUGCCAGCUGGUUGCUGUUCAUACCGGCUGAGAACCUGUGGCCGGCAGGCCUUCGGGCGUUCUUAUAUUUACUAGCGAUGAUAUACCUUUUUAUGGGAAUUGCUAUCUCGAGUGACCUGUUCAUGUGUAGUAUUGAGGCUAUAACUUCAAAGAAAAAGAAAGUUAUCCGUUUCGAUGAAGAAACCCAACAGAAAGUUGAACGGGAAGUUUUAGUCUGGAAUGAAACUGUCGCAAAUUUGACUCUCAUGGCGCUCGGAAGUAGUGCUCCGGAGAUUUUAAUCGCAGUUGGUGAAACACUUCAGAAUCUCAAUCAAAUAGGGAACCCAAAUGUAGGUGACGGAUUGGGGACGUUUACCAUCAUUGGGAGUGCUGCGUUCAACUUGUUGAUAAUCACAGGAAUAUGUAUAGUAAGCGUGCCAAGUCCGCAGGUGAAACCGAUAAAGGAAAUUGGGGUAUUUUGUAUCACGGCAGUCUGGUCAAUAUUUGCCUAUUUUUGGAUGUUAAUCGUGCUUCAGUGGGUGAGUCCACAGAUCAUCGAACCUUGGGAAGCAUUCGUCACAUUAGCGUUCUUCCCAAUUAUGGUAGUAAUGUCCUACGCACAAGAUAGCGGGUGGUGGUGUAAGAAGCGUAAAAGCGUGGGGACAGAUUCUCAAGAUGAGGUCCACAAUGUACGUAUAGUCAACCAAAAUAACAAAAAUAGUCUAAUCCAUGGGCCGUCAAAAGAGUUAUCACUCUUAGAGAAAGAGCACGAGCAAAGACACAGCCAUGCAAAUCUAAAGAAUGUAAUCGUGGACAGUAACAACAGGGAUCCAGAUGUAAGUUCCGGAGAUUCAGAAGCUAAACUUGUUAGAGUCCGACCAUCAGAAACGGCACCUCAAACUUUUGCAAGAGCAAGAUUUCGCCAUGCAGCAGUUAGAUCAAUGAUGGGAGGACGUAGGUCACAUCCUAAAUCAGCGCCAUCUGGCAAAUUAAAGAUGGUUGAUGUUGUAGAAACUGUCCGAACAGAUCACCAUCUUAACAUAUUAACUCCCUCCGAAGAUUUAUUUGGGAAGUUCACAUUUGCGGCACCAAGCUAUUCAGUUCUAGAAAGUGCAGGAAUCUUAGAGAUAGAUGUACUCUUCCAUAGACGUCCCCCAGCUUCCGACAAAAGACACAUCCAAAAUCACGGAAAGAGGCCUAAAAGUUAUAUACAGAAUGGUGUGAGCAAUGGAAAAACCACAGAGACAUCAUUUACGAAUCCAAUUUCAACCACAGCUGAAGAAGAUGAAAUGGUCAAAGGAACUGUUUCUAUCGAUUUUGAGACUCGGGAAGGUUCGGCAAAAAUAAAUAAAGACUUUAAAUAUACCCAAGGUUCAUUGGUCUUUUCCGAAACUGAAUAUAGAAAGUCGAUCACGAUUCCUAUCAUUAACGACAAUCAAUACGAGGCAGAUGCCGAUUUCUACGUCAUCUUAAAAAAUGCGCACGGAGGAUCAGGGAUCGGAGACCCCAGUGUGACGAGAGUCACAAUUAUUGAUGACGAUGAACCAGGGGAAUUCACGUUUGAUAGGUCCCACUAUGCUGCUGAUUUAAAGUCUGGAAUGAUGGCUGUCACUGUUGUGAGACAACACGGAUGUGAUGGCACCGUCACAGUGGAGUACUCGACUGUUGACGGCACAGCGCGUGGAGGUCCAGAAUUAACAGAGAAGCUUGACUAUGCAUCAGUACAAGGGGUCCUUACAUUUAAGCAUGGAGAAACGAGCAAACAAAUCCAAAUAGAUGUAAAUAAAGAGGCUAAGAGUUCAAAAAACUUCAUAGUGACCCUGAGGAAUCCCAGUCUAGGGGCCAAGAUAGGAGAACACAGUGCUGCAGUUGCUAACAUAUCUACAGAUGUCAUCGCAGACAGGAUAGCAGACAUCUUGGAUGAUGAGGAAGAAGAAGUCACAUGGGGUGGUCAAUUUAGAAAUGCUAUGAGUGUGGAAUGUGACAAGGAUGAUGAUGGCGUUGACAUUCCCCUCAAGUGGUACGACUACACACUCCACUUCCUAACAUUUUUCUGGAAGGUUAUUUUUGCCUUCAUACCCCCAAAGCAAUAUCUCGGGGCUUGGCCAACAUUUAUUUCCUCACUCGUAUUUACUGGUGUGCUGACUUUACUAGUUGAACAGCUUGGUCAUCUACUUGGCUGUACUAUAGGCAUUAAGACAGCUGUUACUGGUAUCACUAUAGUUGCAUUAGGAACAAGUCUCCCUGAUACCUUCGCCAGCAGAACUGCAGCUCUUCAUGAUCAAUACGCAGACGCUGCCAUAGGAAACAUUACAGGUUCAAAUAGUGUCAAUGUAUUCUUGGGACUUGGUCUUCCAUGGGUAAUAAGCGUAAUCUACGGAAUGGCGACGAACAAAACAUUUUAUGUGCCAACUGCAAACCUGUUCCAGUCAGUUUUAGUGUUCGCUGUAUGCGGCGUAUCCUGUAUAAUUAUGUUAUUUAUAAGGCGGAAGUUUAUUGGAGGAGAACUAGGUGGCGCUAAUAAAUUGAUAAAAUGGGGCUGCUGUCUUUUCCUGUUUCUAUUGUGGUUCAUCUACAUUCUCAUAUCGUCUUUGAACGCUUAUGGAUUAAUUGAAUUUAACCUAUAGAGUCAAAAAUGGAGAUCAUUAUUCUCCAUAUAAAAGUGUGAUUACUCGAGCUUUAAAAGUUGGGUUAGUUCUUGAUCUGAGGUCAAGGUCAAUUAUCUUGAUCCCAUAAUGCAGUGAAUAUUUACUACAUGUAGUCAUGGUGAUGCACAAAUCAAAAAUGCCAAAUCAAAAAUGAGGAACAGUGAAGUGUUUACUGUUAUUGCCAAAUACAUUAACCAGCAGAGGCCCAUAGGUAAAUAGUAAUCAGAUGAAACUCUUAAAGAUGUCAUCUAAAGUCUACAAAGGGUUGGCAGCAAAUGAUAGAGACAUAAUUUUAUAUAUUGGCAGUGUUCCAAAUUCCUCAUUUUAGGUUCCCUUCCAGAGGGAAGGGAAUGACAAAUGUCAAAACAUUGAGUGACAAAUGUCAACCAUUGAAUGACAAAUGUCAACCAUUGAAUAUCAACCAUUGAAUGACAAAUGUC